UAGAUUUGACUUUUUGUCUCAUGACUCCUCGAUCUAUCAAGUUAUUCUAUUGAUUUGAUCCUAGCACUCUGAUUAAUUUAAUUGAACCAUUGAUUCCUCGAGCACUCAAACCUUGGCUUGGGUAGUUAAGUCCUAAUUGCCUAUAUGGUAUACAUCCCUCUGAGACUAAGAACACAACGCAUCAAUCGACACCAGAUCCAUCUAUCUUUCUGGGGCAGACCGGGCGCGCUCCACUGCAAACAACUAACAGAAUGGAAGACAACUAUGAUCUCCUGGAGGAUAUACUUCAUGGACGCAAGGACCCGACAAAUCUACCGCUGCCAUUUUUAAGAUACAUCACAAAAGAUUUCUCCAAGGAGCAAAAAAUUGCAAGUGGUGGGUUCGGUGAGGUUUACAAGGGAGAACUUAAAAACGGGAUUGUUGCAGUGAAGAGGCUUUUCAAUGAAAAGACAAUGACAGAGGAGUUAUUUUAUCAAGAGGUUGAUAAUCUGAUGGCAGUUAAGCACCAAAAUAUAGUUCGGUUUCUAGGGUUUUGUGCAAAUAAAGAAAAUAUACCAAUAAAGGAUCCAAAUUCACAAGGAAAAAGAUAUAUUUAUGCCGAGAAAAGAGAAAGAUUGCUCUGCUUCGAGCAUAUCAGUAAUGGAAGUCUUCAAAGCCAUCUUACCGAUGAGUUAAGAGGACUUGAGUGGCAUAUCCGUUAUCAAAUUAUUAAGAAUAUUUGUGAGGGUUUGCGCUACCUUCAUGAUGAAAAGAAUAUGAUUCACAGAGAUCUAAAGCCUGACAACAUACUGUUAGAUGAAAUCAUGGAGGCAAAAAUUGCUGAUCUUGGUAUUUCCAAAUUCCUUGACGAUGGAGCAUCAAAAGCUGUCACUACUACCACUUGGAUGUCACAGGGAUAUUGCGCGCCGGAAAUAAGGCAGCGUCAUGAGGUCUCAUUCAAGUCAGACAUCUACAGCUUGGGUGUCAUUAUCAUUGAGCUCAUAACUGGACGUAAAAGAGAUCCCGAGGCGAAGCAUGUGCUUAGAAGAUGGAGAUACAGGUGGAAUAAAACUGAGGAAACGACAUUGAGUUGCCAACAAGUCUUAAAAUGCAUCGAUAUAGGACUACAGUGCAGAAAUGAAGAUCCCAAGAAGCGGCCUUCAAUAUCGGAGAUCAUAAGAGAACUGAAUGAAAUAAGCAGUGCUGAUGGACAGAUAAUCCCUUUCUUUAAUGACGUGCUGUGGAUCGAACCUCUCGAGCUGUUUUUUCCUUUCGAGAUUAAUAAGGAGGUAUCAUGCUCACUACAGCUAACCAACAAGACAAAUAGUUACAUUGCCUUCAACAUCCAUACAACAAGCUUAUUUCAGUACUGGAAGAUACAGCCAAAGAGAGGCAUUGUCCCACCAGUAUCAACUUGUAGAGUUGAGAUAACAUUUCAAGGACAAGACAAGGCACCUCAAGAUAUGCGGCAUGAUGAUCAGUACAUUGUGAAGGGCAUCAAAGUGAACGAAGGUCUUACAGUUCAUGAUAUAACUGAAGACAUUUUCACCAUAAAGGGGGCCCACAUAGUUGACGAGGUGAGAUUGGAUGUUGUUUUUGAUGAACAGCUAAGAGCCCCAUGUGUUUUGGAAGAUCGCAAUGAGGAUUUUUCACUGGGGGGGCUUGGAGUGUCAGGUCCAGGGCUGUACGAGUCAGAAGCAUUUGAUGUGCCACAGGUAACUGCACACACGGGGCUAGGGGAGACAAAUCCUGAGAAAAUAAGCUCAUGUCGCCAAAAGAAACUGAUCCAGGUCCACCCGCAAGAGAUGCGAUUUCCAUUAUUGCCUAGUGAGAGACUGACAGCAUCGUCCGGAAUAAAGAUAGUGAAUAUUACAGAUGAGCAUGUUGCUUUCGUUGUGAGGGAUUCUCCCCUUAACAAUGGAGAGUACAUCACCCAUCCAGAGACUGGAGUCAUGCUACCUUGGUCUACACAGGAACUCGUGGUAAAAAGGACAGCAAAGAAGGCGGUUCCACACAGGACUCAGUGCAAUGACAAGUACUACGUGCACGCUACUGCUGUGAGCAAGGGUUUCAAAAAUGUUGAUAUUGGUAAAUUUUAUGAAACGCAGACACAGAUGGGCCAAAUAUGGCACACUAUGGAGUUGGGCGUUACUCUUGAAGAAGAAUCACAACUGCAGGCCCCCGAUGGUACGCCACAGACAGAGUGCUCAGGUGCCUCAAAAAUCUUGAUUGAGGUCCACGACUCUGAGCUGCGCUUUCCGUGUUUAACAAACGAGCGGCUGUCACCUUCGUCCGCAGUUAAAAUAGUAAACCUCACAGACAACUACGUUGCUUUAGCUCCACGGAGUUCUCCCCACAAUGUGGCAUUGUACUUCCACUAUCCAAAAGGAGUAGUCAUGCCACCAAGGUCCACACAGGAACUCGUGGUAACAAGGACGGCAAAGAAGGGCGUUCCACAGGGCAUUCAGUGUGAUGACAAGUGGUACAUUUACAGCACCGUUGUAGGAGAGGAUUUCAAGAGCAGUGAUCAUCGUAAAUUCUAUGAAACAAAGACAGGUCAAAUAUGGCAUAAUGUUGAGUUGGGCGUUGUCCUUGAAGCAGCACUCCAAUUGCAAGGCUUGGAUCAUUCACAACAUGCAGAGAAAAUACCUUCAUUGACUCCAAAGAAGCUGAUCCAUGUCCACCCACAUGAGCUCCGCUUCCCCUUUCUGCGAAAAGAUAAUAUAUCAGUUUCAGCUGGAAUUAAGCUAGCCAACAUAACAGAUGACUAUAUUGCUUUUUGUAUGAAGAGCAUCAUCUACAAUGUAGCAAUUUACAACUUCUAUCCGCAAGAAGGAAUCAUACCACCAAGGUCCACACAGGAAGUUGUGGUAAAACGGGCAGUAAAGGCGGCGAUUCCGCGGAACCUUGUGUGCAAUGACGUGUGUUAUGUUUACAGCUUCACUGUCACCGAUUACAUGAAGAACAACAAUGAAAAUAAAUUCUACAGACAACAAGCAGGUGAAAUAUGGCACAAUACGGAGUUGGCUAUUGUUCUUGAAGAAACAUCCCAACUGAAGUCCUCCAAAUCUAUUAUGGAUUUGUCGCUUGCAAACAAACAAAUACGGGGCAACCAAUUGAUGGGGCAGCAGACACUGUUUAAGCCGAUGACAAGGCAGUCAGUAUCUAGCCAUGAUCAGAUGAUAGAGGCCGACCCCACCGAGUUGAUCUUACCCUUGGAACCAAGGAAGGUGGAGUUCUUGUUGAAGAUAUUGAACAUUACAGAUGACCAUGUCGCAUAUCGUGUGAGAUACACGAUUUCCAUGGCGAAACUUUAUGAUCAAAGACCAAAUAGUAUUGGAAUUCUGUCACCAAGAUCAAUGAUUUCUUUUAAAAAUACAAGGUCGUCAUCACCAGAGGGGGCACAUGAAGACAUGAAAGACACGGAGAUAAUUUAUUUGGCGAGCACCAUUAUGAGCAAAGGUUUCAAGAUGGCAGACAUCACCAAUGACCUGUUCGAUAAACCGGCAGCCGGUAGAAUAGUUCAUACUUUGAAGGUACCUGUUUUUCUUGUUGAAUCAAGUGGACCGUUAUCCUGGGAGGGCAUACGAUGCGCCAAUCAGUCAAUGUCUCUAACGGACAAGCAAGGAGAUCAAAAAGCCAACUAUUCGAAUUGUCAGGUAAUAAGUUCAGAUUGCUCAUAUGAGCUAAUCGUGGUAGACCCCCUACCAUUGUUCCUUCCUAUGGAGACAAGGAAAGUGGAAUUCUCACUUAAGAUUCUCAAUGUUACGGAUUACUAUGUCGCAUAUCGGAUAAGGUACACAGUUGCCGUAGCGAAAUUGUACGGUGCAAGACCAAAUAGUAGUGGAAUUCUACCACCACGGUCCAUGCUUACAUUCAUAAAUACAAGGUUACCAUCAGAGUGGACACAUGUAGUCAUGCAAGAGACCGAGCUACUGUAUUUGGCUACCACCAUUGUGAACAAGGAUUUCAAGAUCUGUGACAUCACACAUGACCUGUUCGAUAAAUCGGAACCCGGAAGAUUAUUGCAUACAUUGAAACUACCUGUUUAUUUUGUAGCACCAAGUGCACCACAGUCAUUGGCGAUUAAUUUUUCAAGUGCUCCAACAGACCAAAACAAAUCUGGGUUUACGUGGGUCAACUCCAUAGACGUGCAUCCAUCAAUGCCAUGGAUUAUAAUGACUCAACAAGAUCUGUAUGUUUGUAUAUGGAACUAUCACACGCAGGAAGUGAAAAGGUUUUUUCUUGGAUUUGCGGCGUCACAAGGCAUGCUUCUAAUUUUACCAGCUUAA
This is a messenger RNA of Panicum virgatum (switchgrass), 4271 nucleotides long. RefSeq lists its product as uncharacterized. The record is from RefSeq and is a predicted model, not a curated record. Gene Ontology annotation, biological process: protein phosphorylation. Gene Ontology annotation, molecular function: protein kinase activity; ATP binding. The transcript is spliced from 15 exons. The coding region runs from base 252 to 4271 and encodes 1339 amino acids. Lineage: Eukaryota; Viridiplantae; Streptophyta; Magnoliopsida; Poales; Poaceae.